Molecule: messenger RNA, 1947 nt
Organism: Etheostoma cragini (Arkansas darter)
Lineage: Eukaryota; Metazoa; Chordata; Actinopteri; Perciformes; Percidae
Exons: 6
Coding region: 160-1290 (376 amino acids)
Source: RefSeq, a predicted model, not a curated record
ACAUAUUUAGGCCUAUAAAUGACCAUACUGUAGGCGGCUGCAGGUAAGGAAGGCGGGCACAUACGUGUCCAAAAAAAUGUGAGUGGAGAUAGUGAGCAGGUAACAGUACAGUCUCUUCCUGACAGGGACGACUUCAGUCGCGUUGAGUAACUCCUCUUCAUGGACGGCUCUGGUCUACUGGUGCUGAAGGAGACGAGUAGUCCCACCAUGGAAACACAGACAGACACACAAAGGCCCAACAACGGCCAGUUGAUUUUUGUUCCUCACAAGGAUACAAUCCGUCUGCUGGAGGUGUACGUCAAGCGCAGCCUCAGCGUAAAUGAUGGGACACAGGGGGAUAAGAGGGCUGGGAGGAAAGAAAAGUGGGUGACAAUGCCAAUAAAGCUAAGACGACAUUCCAGUGACCCUUCCCUCCACUUGGCCGAUGGAUUAAACGACAAGACAAUUGGUACAUUUUCUGCGGUGGAACUUACUGCAGCUUUGCCUGAGAAAUGUCCUGAGGAAGCAGAGAAGCCCACCAAGAAAUCAAAGAAGAACAAGAAGCCCUCCCUUUGGAAAAGUUUCCUGGGUAUUUUCUCUCGGAAGACUGAUGAGGAGAUAGAUGAUGUGCAGGACAGUCCAUUAGAGGUGGCCAAGGCCUCCUCAGCAGAAGACACUGUGACAACCUGCCUGCCCAUAACUCCAGACAUUUCACUAAGAAGGAAGGCCACGAGGAAAAAAUCCAUAAAAAGAAGGUUCUCCAAAAGGCGCAUAUCUCUUACAAAACCAAAUAAACCGGGUAAAGAUCUCCACCCUGCUGACAUCACUCGGGUUGAAGCUGUUGUGAGCGUGGAACCGACAGAAUAUUACUAUGAGAAGGUGUCAGAGGAACUAGAAAAAAUUGUUCACGAGGUCCAAGGAAAAGAGGACGUUCAACUUCUCUCUGAUGAGGAAGUUAUCGACAGGAUCAUUAAUUUAACAAAGGUGGAGGGUGAUGCCAUAGAUGUCAAGCUGAAAGACAACCCCACCCUGAACAGCUUCUUUCAAGGGAUGUCAUACUCUUCAUUCCAGAAGUUGGCUGAUGCGUAUCUGGAGACAGAAGCAUCGCCGACCCACAAUCCUCCCAGUGUCCUACCGACAGCACCUGAGCUGGUCAAGUUGGCCUUCACGCUGGACUUUACUGCACGGAUAGCCGGGCUCUCCAAACAGAAUAUAGGACACAUUACUGGCCUGGGGCACCGUUAUCUACAGGACCGAUUUAAAUACCAACAGGCAUGUUCAAAUCAUCCAGGGUCCAACAGUGAUGUCUGAGAGGCUGCCAUUCAAAAACAAAACUGUUGCUGCAAGUGACGUGAACUUCUCUCAGGAUGUGUUGCAAGCAUGAGUUUCCUCUUUUGAGAUCCCAGUAGGGUACCUCACCCAACAAGUUUUAAGCUAAAGAACUGUCGCCAUUAACAUUUGAGUGUUUCCUCUCAAAGUGUUGACUGAUGUCCCUUACAUGUAAGAUCACAGUCCUAAAACAUGAUGCAAUAUUUUAGACUCACAAAUGGCUGAUUCCACAAAAACACUAAUAAUGUGAUGCUUUUUUUCUUUGGUACAAAUCCACCACUGAUUUCUAUACCUCCUGUGUAUUGAUUUGUAACUAUACAAAGGAGCAAUGCAAUGACUUGUGAUGUAUAUAAGCUAUAAGACACCACUGUGCAAUAGCAAACUUAAAAAAAUAUCUAUAUAUUUCUAGGAUUUUAAAAUGUCAAGCUUUGUUUAAUAGAACCUAUUUGAAAUGUGACAUGAAUGCUGGCAUUCAUAUUACAUAUUUAAAAGAUGAUUUAAUGCUCAAAUUUGUUUUUUUUGUUAUAUUUAAGACACAUACAUUUCUGUCAGGCUAUACUCUUUGGCAAUUGAAGUUACGUCUCUUGAACUGUGCAAUAAAUAGAGCAAUGCAAAAUCAAGGCUUGCUAAAACAGGCCC